Molecule: messenger RNA, 5809 nt
Organism: Scophthalmus maximus (turbot)
Lineage: Eukaryota; Metazoa; Chordata; Actinopteri; Pleuronectiformes; Scophthalmidae
Product: metal transporter CNNM1-like
Exons: 10
Coding region: 107-2764 (885 amino acids)
Biological process (GO): magnesium ion homeostasis; transport
Cellular component (GO): plasma membrane
Molecular function (GO): transmembrane transporter activity
Source: RefSeq, a predicted model, not a curated record
CCCCUCCGCCCCCAUCCCUCUUCCUCCCACAUGGACCGGAACCGCGCAGCGCCACGUGACCCGGGAGCUCCGGGGCUAUAACUGAGCAUCUCCCUCACACCGCGUCAUGGCAGCGGAGGAUGCGGCCGCGCGGCCCCGAGCCGGAGCGCUGCGGUCCCGCCUGCUGCUGCUCUGCCUGUGCGCCUGCUCGCUGCUGCCCGCGCCGGCGCUCGGCCUGCUCGGCUUCCGGCCGGAGGAGACCGGCGCGGAGCUGUCCGUGGCGGACGGGGUGCUGAAAGCCACCGAGGGGACCCGCUUCAUGCUGCGGGUCUACUACUCCGUCUCCCCGCAGCGGCUCAACCGCACCGCGGCGACGCGCGCCAACAACGCGGCGCCCUGGAUCGCCUUCAUCGAGGAGCCGAGCCCUGGGCGCGAGGGGCAGGUUCACCCGAAGCGGAACAUGUGCAUGGACAAGAACGCCCGGACGUCCGACAUCGAGGUCCUGGGCUCGUUCAAGUCCGCGUCCAGCCAGAACUCGGUGCUGGUGGAGCUGCUGGCCAAGGACCUGCGGCGGGGCGAGAAGAUCAAGUACUACUCCAUGUGCGCCUUCGACGGGUCCAAGUGGGAACACUACCGGACGCGGGACUUCUGGGUGGCGGUGGCGGAGCGCUCGGCGGCGCCGGAGCUCUGGCUGCAGGUGCUGGUGUCGGUGCUGCUGCUCGGCUUGUCCGCGCUGUUCAGCGGGCUGAACCUGAGCCUGCUGGCGCUGGACCCGGUGGAGCUGCAGGUGCUGCAGAACAGCGGCACAGUCAAGGAGCAGAGCUACGCGCGCAAAAUCGAGUCCGUGCGUCGGCACGGGAACUACGUGCUGUGCACGCUGCUGCUGGGCACCGCGAUCAUCAACGCGUCGCUGGCCGUGUGGAUGUGUCAGAUCCUGGGCAUGACCUGGCUCUCCACGGUCAUCUGCGCCUGCGGCAUCUUCUUCGUCGGGGAGAUCCUGCCGCACUCGGUGGCGUCUCGCCACGGCCUCGCCAUCGCCUCCAAGACCAUCUGGGUGACGCGGCUGCUGAUGGUGCUCUCCUUCCCCGUCUCCUACCCCAUCAGCAAGCUGCUGGACCUCAUCCUCAACCAGGAGAUCUCCAACUUCUACACGCGGGAGAAGCUGCUGGAGAUGCUGCGCGUCAGCGACCCGUACCACGACCUGGUCAAGGAGGAGCUCAACAUCAUCCAGGGCGCGCUGGAGCUGCGCACCAAGACCGUGGAGGACGUGCUGACGCCGCUCGGCGACUGCUUCAUGCUGGCGUCGGACGCGGUGCUCGACUUCAACACCAUGUCGGAGAUCAUGCAGAGCGGCUACACGCGCAUCCCGGUGUUCGUGGACGAGCGCUCCAACAUCGUGGACAUCCUGUUCGUCAAGGACCUGGCGUUCGUGGACCCGGACGACUGCACCUCUCUGAAGACCAUCACGCAGUUCUACAAGCACCCGCUGCACUGCGUCUUCCACGACACCAAGCUGGACGCCAUGCUGGAGGAGUUCAAGAAAGGGAAGUCUCACCUGGCCAUCGUGCAGCGGGUGAACAACGAGGGCGAGGGAGACCCCUUCUACGAGGUGAUGGGCAUCGUCACGCUGGAGGACGUCAUCGAGGAAAUCAUCAAGUCCGAGAUCCUGGACGAGACCGACCUCUACACUGAUAAUCGCACCAAGCGACGGGUUUCUCACCACGAGCGGAAGCAGCAGGACUUCUCCAUCUUCAAACUGUCGGAGAACGAGAUGAAGGUGAAGAUCUCUCCUCAGCUGCUGCUGGCGACGCACCGCUUCCUCUCCACAGAGGUGGAGCCCUUCAGACCGGCUCACAUCUCGGAGAAGAUCCUGCUGCGGCUGAUCAAACACCCCAGCGUGGUGCAGGACCUCAAGUUCGACGAGAGGAACAAGCGAGCGCAGCAGCACUUCUUGUUCCAGCGCAACAAGCCGGCGGACCACUUCAUCCUGGUGCUGCAGGGUCGAGUGGAGGUGGAGUUCGGUAAGGAGGCGCUCAGGUUUGAGAACGGAGCCUUCUCUCACUUCGGGGUUCCUGCCAUCAUGCCGACAGUCCACAGAUCCCCGUCCCGCAGCAGCGGUUUGGACCGCUCCGAGACCAUGCUGUACGGGGGAAGCAUGGGGCAGCUGAACGGAGGGGGGAGCGUCUACCUGCCCGACUACUCUGUCAGACAGCUCACACACCUUCAGGUCAUCAAGAUCACCCGGAGCCACUACCAGAAUGCCCUGACGGCCACCAGGAUGGACAGUUCGCCUCAGACGCCCGAUGCCGACGCUCGACUGGGCAACACCCCGACCCCGGAGCCGCCGCCUCCUCCGACAGAGCACGGCGCCGCCACCCUGAUGCCGCCGACCGCCACCCUCAUGCCGCCGCCCAGGGACCACGGCCGGCCCGGCUCGGCGAGAACCCAUGGAGCUCAGUCCAGCAUCCCGCACAGCACGUCCCUGCUGAACGAGAAGAACCGCAUCGUCCGGAGUAAAUCGGACGGACAGAAGAGUCCCAGCGACUCUGUGUUUCUCAGGAUGGAUGAGAUCCCCUACAUCCGAGAGGACACACAGACUGACACGGCCUCCGUUCCCAUGGAAACGGACACGUCGCCUUUCAUCAGCAGCCUGUCGCUGAGCGGCUCUGAGGAAACACUGGGCAAGAAACUGCUGCUCAAACUCAGCCACAAGAAGAGGAAAAAAUCCCGCGAAGGAGACAGAACGCCGGAGGACAUUUCCGAGCAGCCGCUGGUCAAAACCUAGCAGAGCGUCCGUACGACGCGGACCCCCGACUCCACCAGCGUCGUUCGUGGAGACGACGCUGGUGGGUUAGAACUACAGAUGUUCAGAGUUUUAUCUGAGAACAAACUCCACAACGAAGGAGACGCAAGUGGACCCAUCACCAGGACUGGAAUAACCACUGGACUAAAGGGAGGUUGCAGCUUCUGGUAUUAAACUGUGGCCUCUCAUCUGACGCUCGUACGAGAACCACUGACAGAGAAUGUAGAUGAUUUGAAUGAGUUUUGAGUUUUUAAAAAAAAUAUACGUUAUACACCCUGCUCACGCACGAUCACGUUUCCAAGGAAACGGACGGACUGUACACACCUCUAAUUAAAAUCUAGUCCUACCAUUGGUUGGUGUGGAGAAAAAUUCACACUUUUAUUGAUCUCCAAUCAAGUAUUUGACCGUAAAUCCAGAUUGUGUCUGGGUGUCCGUUUUUAAAAACUUUUGUCACUGUUGAAAAUAUUGCCAAAAGUGAGUGGACGUGCACGUUUUGGCUGGUUUAGGCCCGUUAGCUCCAAUAAAGAUCCUUUUUUUUUUUUAGCGCGACAGCACAUCGUGCAUGUUGUAGCAUCGUUGGGAUGACGUUUUAGCAUGUGGCGACAGUUCGGGGGGAAGCAGCCUUUCCUUUUUCAACGUGGCGUCCGUAAAGAACCGUUUUUUUCACACCCGUUUACUCACCGAUUCAGAAGAAAACGUUGUGGCACCAAACCUCGUUCCUUCCAUCUUCGCCAAAGAGCUGCAUUCUCCGGCGGCGGGCGCCUGCAUCAAAGUCGACUCCGGCAUUGCGUCCGGUUCCAUCCCAUUUGGAGUUAGCAUGCUAAUCAGCUAGCCUGUCUUGUCCCAAAAAUGUCUGAAGCUCUUAUUGGCGAGCGACCAUCACCAACGCCGUCGCUACCAUGUUAGUUGGCGGCGGAGAAAGCGUACGAACAGCGCCUUUAAAGAAACAGUCCAACAUGUUUUGUGAGGUUCGCUCAUUCCCCUUCUUGCCGAGGAUGACCUGAGAAGAUCGACACCCCACUCAUGUCCGUGAGCAGGAACUAAGGCCUAAUUAGCCUAGCUUAGCAUUGAAAAGUUUGCCAAACAAGUUUACCAUUUCACAAGUUUCUGUUUUUCCGUUUACCAUUAGUAUUUUUUGAAAGUUAGCAUGAAGGUUUUAGGGCCAACUUGGCCAACGCGAGAGCGGUACCGGUCCUCUGUGCUACCUCCUUCACUCCACAGCAUCUAAUUACAUCAUCGACUCAUCAUACGAUACGUGGAUAUGAGCUCAAUCACGUUUGACCUCAGUAACAGCCGGUGUGUCUACAUGCGUGUUUGUUGAAAUAAGAAUGAAUGUGUCAACAACAGUCCAGCAAAGUCUCGCUGCUUCUGUGCUCUGAUUGAUUAAUCAAUUACUGGUUUGGUCUAUGAAAUGUCAGGAAAUUGGGAUUUCUUGGUAUUUUUCCGAAGGCACCAUGUCUUCAAUUGUCACUUAUAAUGACGAUAACGUCGUUUAUCGCAAUCAUUUUCUGGCACAAAAUAUCGGGCAACAAAAAGAAGUCAUCGUGACGAGGCCUACAGCGUCUCCGGUGAUUCCCAAACUCGACAUAUCAACAAGUAUGAGCGUGACGCGAUGCAGUCGAAACUCCCCAACGUCCGACGGCGGUGAUGGCGAAGGUGGUUGGACUCUGCAGUUGUAGGACUGAAAGAGAGAACGUCAGAUUUAUUCAGAGAUCGCUCGCUGAAGCCCGAUCUGGAAGAGCACUGCAUAGAAAUGGAGAAGCAGGAAGUCCCAAUAGAAGGGAAGGUGAGCAGGGAAAAUGUGUUCUUUAUUGAACUCUUUCCACCAACAUCUCCCCUUGUCUUCGCCACUUUUAAAGAUAUUAAAUAUACGACAGUUUUAGAUGGAGCAUGAGUUUAAAAUCUCCAACUAUCCACUGCACUACAUAUUUCCUCUGCUGCCCCCUGGUGGCGCGGAGCUUCAGUGCAAACUGAGCCUUAUCUGUAGCGUCAUGCCACGCGAAGUCGCCGUGUUUGUGGCUUGUCCUUUCUUUUGUUUAUGAUUUUGUAUGAGAGCAAUACUGGAAGACUGACCCUCCGUAGUCUGGAUGAGAAAUACAACGAGUUAAUUGACAAAAACAUCAUGGUGUAAUAUUUUGUACUAUAUUUAGAUGAAAUAAGUUACUCUGGAUGUAUAUUUUUUCCAAGAACAAUAGAGGGAAAAAAAUAUGGCUUUUAUGAGUUUUGAGUUGCUGUUCAUGAUUCAUGUUACCUCCACUUGGAUAUCAAAGUUACAAAGUACAGAAUUAAUUUUUUUCGGAGCAUUGAACAUUGAGGAAGUCGUCUUGCUGCCAUCUCACUCACUUCCUGCACUCACUCACAUGCAGAGCGCAGCCUGAACGAGCUGGAAGGAGUUCUGUUUUUCUGGAGUUUUAAUUAAAAAAAAAUUAUAUUUAACGUGUUUGUGCAAAUUUAAUCAAAGAUUUGAAAAAAAAAAAAGUGUAUUUGACGACCAUAUCUGGAAAAAGUCACAUCACUAGAACCAGCACAGGUUUUGACUUCGGGGUAAUAACUUAUCACGCUGAUGGAAUAUUAUCUCCAGUCACGCUAUGUGCUGGAUAGCUCUGCACCGUCCCCUCUGCUCGGUGCUGGGGGGACCGGUGGGCGUGGCUCCGGCCUACUGCGUUUGCAGGAUCAGAUUUGUGCCAUUGCAGCAGAGGCAAUGGGAGGGGAGGGUGGGAGGAGGAGGAGAGGAGGUGGGAGGUAACAUGGAAGGAUGACAGGUCUAAAGUUUGUCACUGGCCCUUUUAUUUUGAAAAGACGAGUCAAGAUGAGCAGUGUGACUGUGGGUUUGUGUGGAAAUGUGUUUAUUUCAUUAUUACGAUGAUGUUGGGUCACAUGCGUUAAAGAUGCUGCACUUGUCACAGGAGUAUUUUUUACAGGUCUCGACACGUCUGAAUGUUUAAAGUUUAUAUGUAUUGGAAAUUUUAAUGAUCCCAUCGGAUGAUGAAUUCUGGCAUGGACUGAUCAGGCUUUUCUCACACACCC